AGUUGUUGGGUGACGUGAUGACGUCUUUCCAAAUCCAUUCAUUUCUAGGUUACGUUUUGGGGCUUAAAAUCAUAAAAUGGCAAAAAAGCAGGAUUUAUUAGAACUUGAUAUUGAUAAAGCAUUCGAAGAGCGGAGUAUAGAUGAAAUAAUUGAAAUUGAGAAAUUAUUAGAUGCAGAAAUCGAAAGAAAGAGAAAUGAACUUAGGUCUAUGGUAGGAGACCGUUACAAAGAUGUAUUGGCCGCCUCAGAUGCAAUAAAAUCAAUGAAAACCAUCUCCCAACUAAUUGUUAACAGUAUUGAAAAGGUUAUGAGUACUUGUGAAGAAUUUAUAAAUCCAGUGAGCACAGAUAUUCAUACUCCUCUUGAAGUAGAAAAAGAACAGGUUGAUGAGAGAACUGUUAUCAUUCAGAUCAGAAUGGCAAUUUUUAUGAAUGAACAAAUUUGGAUAGCCAUAGAUGAAGAAAAUAAUUUGGAAGCCACUCAGUAUUAUUUAUUAGCCCAACAUAUACAUACAGGUCUGAGUCUCUCCAAAAACAAAUAUCUUGAUAAAAUACCACUUUUACAUCAAAUAAAAUCAAAUUUAGUUGUCUUGAGAUCAAGAAUAUUCCAUAAAAUUGUUGAAAAACUUGAAUCUGUAGACACAUCAGCACAGGAAACUAGCCAGAAUUUGAAUGCAUUGUUAUUACUAGAAAAACAAACCAGUAGUGAUCUACUUAGCAUUUUUAUUGAACAUAGGAAGACAGCACUGAAUACUGUUAUGCAUACUUCAUACUCAAGUGUAAGAAUGCAAAUUAGUUCAAUGGUCAAGUGCCUAAUUACAACUGUACGACUCCUACAUGACUGCUUUAUUUGUUCUUUAAAUCAGCAGAAGGGUUUGAUAUGGCAACAACUAGAAGAAAUUGUUGGGGGUUCAUCUACAACCACACUAUCUAAGCUACAGCUGCCUGUUACACCAUUAAUUUCAUAUAUUCCAGAAGUUAUUAGGAACUUUCGACCUACAUUCAAGUAUUCUGUAGAAACAGAAACAUCAUUGAAUGAUGCUGAAACAGUUUUAAAAAGUUGGUUGGAAUCAACUAGAAAAACUUUGGAGACAGGCUUGGAAAAAUCCCUAGAACUUGUCACAAAUGUAAAAGGUCUGCACCUCAUCAGAGAAGAAUCACUGAAACUUGAACCUCCUGAGAAUUGGGAACAAAUAUGCAAAGAUUCCCAUUUGCCAGAAAAUUUUGAUGUUUGGUACUGCUUUUUUCAAAAUUUGAUAACCAACAGCUGCCAGAUAUUAAUUUCCAAAAAAAUUUCUUUGGUAUCCCAAGAAAUACAAAGCUAUAUCAAAGAUAGAUUGAAUAAUAUUUCCAAAGAUGAAAGAUCAGGGACUUCUUUGAUUUGGUAUACUUGGAAAGAGGAACCAAGUGAUGUUGGUAAGGCUGAGGAUGCACAUUCAGGUUUAUCAAUGAAACAUAGAGGAUUUUCGCCUACUAUAGUUGAUUUAUGCUACAAAUUAGACACCAAAUAUUUUGAAAUAUUAGAAGAUGUAUGGCAAUACUUAUAUGGUAAAGAAUAUGGAUCAAAUGAUGAUUUCUCACUAGUAUUGAAAGACUAUAAAUUCAAACGAAAAUAUAUAGAUACUCCAGAUACAGAAAAUCAUCUUCAGGCAGAAUGUGCAGAAACCUCAUUACAAUUAUCAAAUUUCAUUAGGGAUCACAUAAACCAAAAUUCUGAUAAUCUAGUAACUAAAUCUAUUAUAUGUGCAAGAUUUUUACAAGCUGCAACACAACUUUGUCCAAAUUUCAAUAAGUGCUGCAUGUUCAAUAAUUCCACAAUGGACUGGUCAAAAAUCUGUGAUACUUUCAAUAAAACCAGUCAUACCUUAUGGUUAAAUUGGGUACAGGAUAUUGUAAAAACCACAGAAAAACAGUGUGAAGUACUAGAUGAUAUUUCUUUAAAAAAUAUGCUGAAGGUAUUAGGGAGAUGGGAUGAGAUAGAAAUCCAAGAACAAACUGAUGAAAAAGUGUUCAAAUCACAAAUCAAAGUUCCCUUGAAACCAAGCUUGGCCCUAAGUGAAAUAUUCGCCAAUUUGAAUGAAGAAUUGUGCUGCAUUCUACCUCACACAUUGCCAAAGCUAGUGCAUGUACAGUACAUAGAAGACAAUGUCAAUGUCAUACUAAGAAAAUACAAACAGUUGUCUGACAAAGAACUCAAUCAAAAACAGGCCCUACAGCUUUUAUUUGAUGUCAAGUACUUGACUACAUUUUGCAUUCCCAGAGAGAAUGUGCAGCUCAUAGAAUUAUCACAAGAUAUCUGUGAUAAACUUAGGAGUAGGAUAGACCCAUUUGAUUUAGAUGUGUUCUAUUCCUAUUUACAAAAUAAUGUGAAAAAAGCUGUAAUUCAAUCACAGAUUAUGUUUGGUUGUCUGCUGCCGUCGCCAGGUCAAUUGAGUUGCUUAGGAGUUUCAGAAAAACUCAAUGAACAAGACCAGAACCCAUCUAUUUUGGCUUUGAGUGUGCCAUCCAGUACGACUUGGUUUCCUCUUUUACCGGUAUCGGCACCGUCACAAAAAUUGUCCGGUACACCUUCCAAAAAUAUCAAGGAGUCUACACAAAAACCAAAAGCAACACUAAAAAAAUCACAGGAUUCUGCCAGUAUGAUGAGGCAAAGUGCAGCCUCACUAUUUGGAGGUUUGACUAAUGAUUGGUUCUCAUAACAGUUUGGUAAACCCCUUUCUAUUGUUACUUUAUCCAUAAUUAGUGAUACUAAGUGUAUAUAAAAUGUUAUAUAAUUUCGUUCCAAGAAAUUUUUUACCUGUAUAAUAUAUUUAUUACAAGAAUAAAGACAAAUUUUUAAAGAAGUUUGGACGGAAAUGAAAUUCUUGAGGUAAAUAAAUCGUUUAUUGAAACUAUUAUCACAGCUUAGUUAGAUACAUACUAGGGUCUAGGGUCUCAGGGUGUGUCUUCAAAAAAUUACAACAUGGCGAAGAAAAUCAGAAAAACACCUUAUACAAUACUACAAUUCAAAAUAUAUACAUGGGACAUUCUUGUGAUUAACUGGAAAAUCUCUUGGUAUCAUCCACCAUACUGUAAUUUUCCUUAUAGAUAUUUAACCACUUAUAUUUAUGAACUAAUAUACACACGAAUAUAUGGGAUGCUGGAAACUAUGAAUAAAUAAUCAAUCCAUUCCAAACAAAACAUUCUAGAAU
This is a messenger RNA of Phaedon cochleariae (mustard beetle), 3190 nucleotides long. The record is from the annotation of a GenBank genome assembly. NCBI's taxonomy places the organism in Eukaryota, Metazoa, Arthropoda, Insecta, Coleoptera, Chrysomelidae.